Molecule: messenger RNA, 5132 nt
Organism: Maniola jurtina (meadow brown)
Lineage: Eukaryota; Metazoa; Arthropoda; Insecta; Lepidoptera; Nymphalidae
Gene: pwn
Product: proteoglycan 4
Exons: 21
Coding region: 398-4060 (1220 amino acids)
Molecular function (GO): calcium ion binding
Source: RefSeq, a predicted model, not a curated record
GGAAACUAAGCGCGCGUUGGUUUGAAUGGAAGAUGGCCGCCUUUCACAUAAAAUUGAUCAGUAAAACAACUUUAUUUUAACUAACAGUGUAAACUAUUUAAAAAAAAUAGUGAAAAAAUUCUUUUGAAGGGAAUAAGUGGUUUAAAAGUGUAUCCAACAGUGAAUUUUAACCGGAACUGUGUUAGUGUGUAUGGUGAAAGUUUUCUGUAUAAGAUAGUGCGUUGCCUUCUACAUUCAAAAUAUUUCCUUUUGAAUAAUCAGCUGAUCUUUUGGGAUAAUCUAUUUCCCUGUACAAAUGUGAUCGUGCGGGCACCACCCAAUCAAUAGUAAAGUAGAACAAAAAGUUAUAACGUGACGUCGCGUGAUGUAGCCGGUGUGACGUCACGACAGAAACAAGAUGGCGCGGGGAAGAUGGCGGACAGGCUGCCGUGCUGUGCUGCUCGCGAUAUGCGUGCAGAUUGUCUAUGGUUACGAAGAGACCUACACAAUAUCGCAGCUAUCACCAAAAUCAGCCGUCAAUGAAAAACUACAUGGCAACGUAUUACUACAAACAAGUAAUGUAGAAAGCUUCUUUAAUUUAGAACCUAGUGCCAAAUAUGACGACAUCGAAGAACGAGAAGAACAACCAGAAGAUUUAACAGACGACUCUGAGUACCAUUUGAUAGUAGAAAGAUCAGCAGACCCUAACAGAGGUAUACGAUCUAUAAACACAGACGAAAUACAGACAUCGAAUAACAAUGAAAUCGACAACGAAUUAGAUAUACACAAGAGGAAAUACAACGAAAUAGUUCCAACGAAAACUGUUAGUUACAUACGAGAUGAGGAAGAUAUGAUGAUGUCUUCAGGGUUUGGGGAUAAGUUAGAGUUUAGGUUUCCGGGGGAAGAGAAGAGGGUCCCGAAAGGUCGUGCACUAGCGCCUACGGGGCCCAAAAUCCGACCCUCAGCAGUGCAACCCCCGACGUUCGCAACGGCGAACUUUAACCAAGGCCGUCAGAAUACAGAAAUCCAAAACAUUAUCACAGGUAUCGUUAAACUUUUAAACGGAAAUGUUAACGUGCAAGCCAAUACACAGUUACUCAAUGGUAGACCACGUCCCCUUGCUUCAAGGAUUAACAACCGUGGCCCACCACGUAUAUCUGAUGUCCCCCCAAUACCAGAAUUUGAUAAACCAAUAACACCACCACCACAUUCUUACCAUCCAACAAAAAUUCCACCACCGUAUCCAUUUGAUAGACCCCCUGGUGUCAAUUUACAAGAUCAAAUUGGACCACCUAUGUCUAAUCGACCAAGUUUUCAUAGACCUUUACCUCCAUGGCAGCGUAGACCAAGACCACCAUACAACCGUAGACCGAAUCCUGGACUACCAGUUUAUAAACCCACUCUGAUCCCACCACCAGAUAACCCAGACGAUAACAAAGACGAAUUCACUUUUAAUGAAAACGAAAGCCAUUCGGAAAACAAUAUACAUGAUCAUAAUAAUCAUCGCGAUGAUAUACUUGCAUUUAUAACUACUGAAACAACAACUGAACUCAGAAAUGUCACAGAGGAUACAGAAAAAGAGAAUCAAGUCACUAAUGCCCCUGAAACUACUACUACAAUUAAAACAACUACUAGUUCAACUACUACAACGACUACAGAAGCAACUACAACAUCAACUACUGAGAAAACAACAGAAAAACCGAAACCCACGGAAACAACGACACAGAAAACUACAACAGAAAAGCCUAAGACUGAAAAACCUGUUAAAGCUGAAAAAGAUAAGAAAAAAGAUCAACUCAUACCAGAUAAAGAUAGAUUAAAAGAUAAAUAUAAAAUUGAAGAUAAACCUACUGAAAAACCAACAGAAAAACUAGAUAAAAAUGAAACUAUAGUUAGUAUAGUGAGUAACAUUCAACCAGUACUAGAACCAUCGGUUGUUGAGACUCCAACGUCUACUGUACUAUCCAUUGCUGCUCCAACACCAACUGAAGGGUUAAUAAGCCAUGCACCAGCCAGCAGUGAAUCUACAACUGUACAUAUUGAUAUUAAGACGUCAUCAAUUAACACUCAGCCUUUACCAACAUCUCAAGGUAUACCAUACCAGCCGUACCGUCCUCGUCCUGGUAUAGUCCUGGACGACACCGACUUCAAACCCCAUGGUUCUCGGUACAGACCCCCUGAUGCUCCCAUCAUCACAGCGGCGGAGACCCACUUGCCAGGGUAUGGUGAGAUCUUCGAUGUGACUGUCUCCGCUAUACAGGGACCUGGCGAGAAAGGAGGACCUGUACACGUAGAAAACAUCAACCUUCAUCACACAGAGCACGACAUCAUAGUAUCACCAUCUGGUGACCAAGGCUUCGUCUCCAUAGAUGGCAAGAGGACGUACCUCAAUCUCUUCGACACUCCAACCACAUCCAUAACACCAACCAAGGUCCAGGCUGCUCAUCAGACGCCAUCAUCACACUCAACCCUGGGACCCUCGCUGGGCACAGGGGUGGCGAUACCAGCAGACGACACCCCGCUACCCUCACCCCCGCCACCACCCAGGAGACCAGCACACCCUCACACUCAUUCUGGGCCCGGGCACAGACCACAUACUUACAGACGUCCACAACCAACUGUCAGAAUUGACACUUGUAUAGUUGGGGACGAUUCCACAUGUGAUCAGGCACAAAACGAAAAAUGCAGGACUGAAGCAGGUAUUUCCAGCUGUCAAUGCCGUCCGGGAUACGCUAGAAGAAUACACAGGGAUCCCUGUAGAAGAGUUGUCUCUCUUAUAAUGAAUUUGAGGGUAGACAGAAUUUAUGAUAGAAAGGUUGCCUGGGACGCCAAAUUGGCUGACAAAGAAUCUGAUCCUUACCAACAAAUGAGCUACGAAGCUGUUAGAGCUAUCGACUCAGCGUUUUCAAUGACUCCAUUCUCGGAUGACUUCGUGAGUGGAACAGUCAAUUCUAUUCACAAGGGAGACGAAGACCAUAGAGGGGUCUACGUCAAUUAUACUGUUUUGAUGCAAGAAACCCCGGAAACCCUACGCUCUUCAGUUGCGACGGAUAUACAGAAACAUAUAAUUGGCGUUAUACGCCGAAGAUCCAAUAAUGUUGGUGCUUCAGCGCUUUGGGUAGACAGUGUGGCGGGCAGCGUACUGCCUUUAGUGGAUCUGGACGAGUGUUCUAAUUCAGACCUAAACGACUGUCACGCGCUUGCCAUUUGCACCAAUACUUGGGGCGCUUUCAGAUGCGCUUGUCCUGAUACGACACUGGACGUAUCGACAGUCGCGCACAGGUCAGGCCGCGACUGUCGCGCGUGCGCCGCGUCGCACUGCAGCGAACGCGGCGUCUGUCGUUACGCGAAUGGGCAGCCUUAUUGCACGUGCACCUCCGGUUACUACGGGUCCACGUGUGAGAUGGACGGCGAAGUGAUAGGGGUGGCGGUGGGGGCUUCCCUCGCAGCCGCGUUGGUUAUUGCGCUAACUUUAGCUGCUCUAUUAUCUUGGAGCCGAAAAUGGUCGCGCGAACAGAAAGCAAUGGGCAUGGGAUCUCCUGUGUUCAACUACAUGACAGCUAACACCAUCAAAACUCCGCCCGUCGGACAACCGCCGUACCAGGUAACGCUUGAGGAGAGGAUGCGUUGGGCUCAAAUAGCUGAAGCUAUGGUGCAGGCGAACCACUAUGCGCAAGCGGACCACACAGCAACGAUGGCGACUCGGCCGUCUUCAGCCAUGUUUGGGGGCUAUCCCACACUACCGCCUGUGCCUUUGCCCAGGAUGGGCAUCCAUGGUGGCCAUCACACGGGUACUAUGAAUACGUCACGAGCCAAUACUGCCGCCUCACAUCACAACUUAUAUGGUUACACAAACCACAUGGCGUCAGAGUCCACGAGCUCUGAAGCAUCAAGCCACGUCCAGGAGCGAGCUGAUCUGUUGGUACCACGGCCAAAGUCGCGCGCUCGCAGUAUGCAUAACCAGAACAACAUAUACUAUGACGUGGACUAUGAGAACGCUCCUGAGCCUAUAUACGGGAGUAAAGGAAUACCAUUGUCUACCUACACCAUCAGUAGAGGACCGCCUUUUUAUAGACAAUAAUACCUUUUUAAAGACAAUAAACAAUAUAAAUACAGGUUAUUAUUGAAGGCAUUAUUAUUUGAGUGUAAUUAGAAUGCUGGCAAAAAUUUAGCACUAUUAUAAAUACUACUUAGACAAAAUCCAUUGCCAGUAACCAUUUGAGGUAUACUUGUAGAUAAAGGGCCGAUUUUUUAACCGAUUUUUUAUCUGAGGGAUUUUGUGGUUGACAGUUUUUUAUAGUAAAUCUGUAAAAACGUCGAAAUUAUUCCUCAGAUAAAAGUUAUAUUUUGACGAUUGAAAAAUCUUGCCUUAGUGUUUUAGGGCUGAUUUUUCGAUCGUCAAAUAACUUUUAUCUGAGGAAUAAAGAAUGCUUGACAGUUUUUGUAUCCGAAAUCUAUCAAUACGCCAAAUUUACUCCUCAGAUAAAAGUUACGAUUGAGAAAUUGGCCCCUAGUAUUUUUUAAACCCGCAAUGUAUAACGUGCAAAACUCGAAGUCAAUGCCCCGCCUACGACGCGCACCUCAUUUAACCCCGCAGCAUCUAUCUACGUAACGUUCGUUGACCUCUAGUGUCAGUCAGAUGAUUUAUUUGCGAUACAUUGCAAACUUUUUAAAAAUACACGGGUUUUAAAUCAUUUCUUUCGUGUUUUCUUUGUGAUAUAUCAUUAAUCAUCAGUAGUUUCACCUAUCUACGUUUUUGUUAGCGUUUUAAUUACAGCCUGUAUUGCAGAUGUAGAGUUGAUAUACCUACAUAGUUUCAUAGUCAGAAGAAAUCAAGCGGCCUGGGGGUGAGAUCUCUGACUUUGCUUAGAUUUAAGACAGAGUUAAAACGAGACAGACGUAUAUCUUUCACAUAAAUCUGUCUCGUUUUAACUCAAUCUUGAGUCUAAGCAAAAUCAAGUGCAGUCUAUAGAUCUGACCCUGAAAUCGAGCUUUCAUCAAAAAUGCUGUCGUAUUCUUUUGUAAUAUAACAAAACUAGAGGAUGCCCGCGACUUCGUCCGCGUGGAUUUAGAUUUUUAUAGAUCCCGUGGGAAUUGUUUGAUUUUCCGGGAUAAAAGUAGCCUAUGUCCGUCCCCGGGAUAUAAGUUAACCC